Molecule: messenger RNA, 3106 nt
Organism: Coccinella septempunctata (seven-spotted ladybird)
Lineage: Eukaryota; Metazoa; Arthropoda; Insecta; Coleoptera; Coccinellidae
Gene: Clbn
Product: nuclear export mediator factor NEMF homolog
Exons: 13
Coding region: 130-3045 (971 amino acids)
Biological process (GO): rescue of stalled cytosolic ribosome; ribosome-associated ubiquitin-dependent protein catabolic process
Cellular component (GO): RQC complex
Molecular function (GO): tRNA binding; ribosomal large subunit binding
Source: RefSeq, a predicted model, not a curated record
CAGAGAUGUUAAUUUUCAGGUUAGAAUUGUUAGAUUAUUCAAAUCAAAUAGACACGUAAAUUUACAACACACAGACAGUAAAUUAAUUUGAUUAACAAUUUGUAACAAAAAUUAUCAUCUCUUAAUAAAAUGAAGACGAGAUUCAAUACUUUUGACAUCGUUUGUGUAGUUGGAGAGCUUCAACGAUACAUUGGGAUGCGAGUGAACAACAUUUACGAUAUUGAUAAUAAGACAUUUUUAAUUAAAUUGCAAAGAACCGAAGAGAAAGCUGUGAUACUUCUAGAGUCGGGAAUAAGAAUUCAUUCCACUGCUUUCGAAUGGCCAAAAAAUAUGGCUCCGUCAGGAUUCAGCAUGAAGAUGAGAAAACAUUUACGAAAUAAACGACUUGAAAGUCUUACUCAAGUGGGAGUGGAUAGAAUUGUUGAUUUACAAUUUGGAAGUGGUGAAGCUGCCUAUCACGUGAUAUUAGAACUUUAUGAUAGAGGAAAUUUGAUAUUAACUGAUCAUGAGUUGAGAAUCUUAUAUAUUUUGAGGCCUCAUACUGAGGGUGAAAGUGUAAAAUUUUUUGUAAAAGAAAUAUAUCCUCAAGAUAGAGGAAGGGAGUCUAAACCAAUUACGAAAGAAGAUUUGAAGAAUAUGUUGGAAGCAUGUAAACCUGGGGAUCCACUCAAAAAGGCUUUAGUAUCUAAAUUAGAUUAUGGACCUUCUCUGAUUGAACAUGUUCUGAUAGGGAAAGGUUUUAGUAAUAAUUGUAAAAUUGGGAAAACCUUCAACUUAUCAACUGAUUUAGAGGCAUUAUUUGAAGCAAUAAUGGAGGCAGAGAAUAUUUUUGGAAAAGCUAGAGGAGCUAUAAAUAAGGGUUAUAUAAUACAAAAGAAAGAAGAAAAGGUUUCAACAAACGAGUGUAGUGGGGAAACUUACUUCUUAUCCAACCAAGAAUUUCAUCCAAUAUUGUACAGACAGCAUGAGUCAUUACCUUAUAAAGAAGUUGAUUGCUUCAAUACAGCAAUUGACGAGUUCUUCUCAUCUAUGGAAAGUCAGAAAAUUGAACUGAGAGCUUUACAACAAGAGAAGGAGGCACUGAAAAAACUUGAGAACGUCAAGAAGGAUCACCAACAGAGGUUGGUGGCUCUGGAAAAAACUCAAGAAUUAGACAAGCAGAAAGCUGAGUUAAUUACUAGAAAUCAGGAAAUUGUUGAAAAGGCAAUAUUGGCUGUUCAAAGUGCCCUGGCCAAUCAGCUCUCAUGGGAUGCAAUAAAAGACUUGGUAAGAGAGGCAGCUGCUCAAGGGGAUCCGAUAGCACAAACAAUAAAAGAAUUCAAACUGGAAACAAAUCACAUAACUCUUUAUCUCACAGAUCCUUAUGACAGCGAUGAUAAUGAAGAGGAAGAGGAUAAUAAUAAAAUUAAACCUAUGGUUGUUGAUGUUGAUUUGGCACUGUCAGCCUAUGCAAAUGCCACAAGAUAUUAUAGCCAGAAAAGACAUGCUGCAAAAAAGCAGGAAAAAACUAUCAAGUCACAGACGGUUGCUUUGAAAUCAGCAGAGAAAAAAACUAAACAGACUCUAAAAGAGGUUGAAACGAUAACCAACAUACAGAAAGCAAGGAAGGUGUAUUGGUUUGAGAAGUUUUUCUGGUUUAUAAGUUCAGAAAAUUACCUUGUAAUUGCUGGAAGAGAUCAACAACAGAAUGAACUACUAGUCAAAAGAUAUUUGAAACCUACUGAUAUAUAUGUCCAUGCGGAUGUCCAUGGUGCAAGUAGUAUAGUUAUAAAAAAUCCAACAAAUCAACCUGUACCACCCAAGACCCUGAAUGAAGCUGGUACUAUGGCAAUUUGUUACAGCGUGGCUUGGGAUGCCAAAGUCGUUACCAACGCCUAUUGGGUAUGGGGUGAGCAAGUCAGUAAGACUGCCCCAACUGGAGAAUAUUUAACGACAGGUAGCUUCAUGAUUCGAGGAAAAAAAAAUUUUUUGCCGCCUUCUCAUCUUGUACUGGGCCUCAGCUUUCUAUUCAGACUCGAAGAUAGUUUUGUUGAAAAGCAUUUGGGGGAAAGGAAGGUUAUAACAGAAGGAACAGACGAUGUGCUUGAUGUUCAAAACGAAGAUCAUAAGGAUGAAGUUGAAAUUGUUAUUCCCGAUGAAGAUGAUGUGGAGGACGCACAAAAAAAUGAGAUUAACACUGGUGAGAAGGAAGUUGAAAGGUUGGAGUCUCUAAAAGAGGAAGAGAAUGAUUCGGAUUCAUCUGAACUUGAAGAUAAUGAUGUCAAAUACCCUGAUACACACUUGAAGAUCGAGCACAAAACAGACACAGAGAUAAGUAUUCUUCCACAGCCAAUAACUCCGAAUGAAACGGAAGACAAUGCAUCCAAGUUUUUAGCUAACUUGAAUCCUCUAACUUCCAAAAAAAACCAAGGAAAUAAUAAGCAGAAACCUAAGCAGAACAAAGAGCUUAAUAGUAAAAAUAACGAAGAAAGUAACGUUAAUAAACAGCAGAUGAAACGAGGUCAGAAAAGUAAACUGAAGAAAAUAAAAGAAAAAUACAAGGAUCAGGACGAAGAAGAAAGGCAAUUACGUAUGGAAAUUCUACAAUCUUCAGGAUCUAACAAAGAAAAUAAGAAGAAUAAGAAAAAUAAAGAUACCAAUAAAACUGUAGUGAAGAAACCACAAACUCAGACUUCAAGGGUGCCAAAACCUAAUAAGAAUGAGGAAGAUGGUGGCGAUGAGGAGGAAGUUGUUAUGCAAGUUGAUGUGGAUAUGAUCAACGCGUUAACGGGAAUACCAACCGUGGAAGAUGAACUUCUGUUUGCUGUACCUGUUGUCGCCCCUUACAGCACCAUUAUUAACUAUAAAUUCAAAGUUAAAAUUACACCUGGUACUGGUAAGAAAGGUAAGGCGGCCAAAAUGGCUGUAGCAAUGUUUCUGAAAGACAGAACCACCACUCAGCGUGAAAAGGAUUUACUGAAAGCUGUGAAAGAUGAUCAGCUUGCAAGGAAUUUCCCUGGGAAGGUCAAAUUAUCAGCUCCUAAACUGCAGAGUUUGAAGAAAUAGUUUCCCUUAUCGUUGAUUUUGUUAUGUUAUUUAAUAAAGGUUGAUUUAUUUAUCAUUUCUA